Messenger RNA from Oryzias melastigma (Indian medaka), 5074 nucleotides. It is a transcript of the gene nin, whose product is annotated as ninein (GSK3B interacting protein). Gene Ontology annotation, cellular component: centriole; pericentriolar material; centrosome. Lineage: Eukaryota; Metazoa; Chordata; Actinopteri; Beloniformes; Adrianichthyidae. The record is from RefSeq and is a predicted model, not a curated record. The transcript has 28 exons. Gene Ontology annotation, biological process: centrosome localization; microtubule anchoring at centrosome; centrosome-templated microtubule nucleation. The coding region runs from base 261 to 4640 and encodes 1459 amino acids. Gene Ontology annotation, molecular function: calcium ion binding.
CCCCUCCCCUGCCGUCGCGGGCGCUCUGUCCCGGGGGGGCGGGCUUUCCCGGCGCCGCCGCCCCUUCCUCGUCCGCCGCCGUUCAAACCCGCUCUCUCCACGCCGGGAUGCAGGCAGAGGACGCGGGACGGCAGCGGCGCAGCGGCCGCGGGGAGAAGCUCGGCGCCGCCGCGGACUAACGGAGCGAAGUUCCGGUUCGGUGAAGUCCGGUGGACCGGGAGGCGCUUUCCGGAGAUUCGGGCGGUGCGCUGUCCUGUGGGAUGGGUGACGGCCAGGAGCAGGAGGAGCGUCUGAAAGAGGUCUUUGAGAGUUUCGACGCCAGCGGCUGCGGCUCUCUGACCCCCGAGGAGCUCGCCGACCUCUGCCGGUCCCUGCAGCUGGAGGACGCCACGCCCGCUCUGCUGCACGCGGUGCUGCAGGACCAGGACCGGCCCACCGCCAGGGUCGACUUCCAGCAGUUCAAGAACGCGCUGAUUCAGGUUCUGUACGCCGCCUUCCCGGGAGCUCAGGAGGAGCAGGAGGCUCCGCCCCCCACAGCUUCUCCUGAAAUCCAACCAAAGUUUGUGAAGGGCAGCAAACGUUACGGCCGCCGCUCCACGCCAGAGUUCCUGGAGCCCGCCUCCGGCAUUCCUGACGUUCCCGACACGAACUCGACAGAGAGGGGUUUGGAGGACAACGAUGACUCGGCAGUUCCCAGGAAGCGCGAGCGCUGGAAUUCCCAGGAAAACAGCUCGGAGGAGUUCGAGGCUGAAGGUCAGAUGCACCUGUGGAACCCGGACGGGCCGAGCACGCCGCGAGGAUCCGUCGCUCCGCUGUCCGUCCGACUGGAGGCGGAGCUCCGACACGCCUGCGAGGAGCUGGGGGUGGCGUGGGACGGGCGUGCCGCUCGGUCCGAGCUGCUGGUUCUGUGUGAGCAUUUGGGCCUGGAGCUCGGCGCCGACGCCCUCCUGGAUCCCGACGAGCAGACGGACGUCCAGGAGUUUGUUUCCAGGCUCGUGACCCGCCAGCAGCCGCCGACGCCGUCGGCCUCCACGCCGUACAGGCAGCUCAAACGCCAUCACUCCACUCAGUCUUUUGAUGAAGGCGGCCGCAGGAUUCUUGCUUUCUGCAGCGGUACGGCCACGCCCCUUUUCUCCUGGCUGGACGACGGCGCCGGCCACGCUGCAGUGGAGAGCGUCCUGGAAGCCUGGAUGGACGAGGGGGUGGAGAACGGCGUGGAGAUCCUGCAGGUUCUGGAUCUGGAGCUGGACGGGAAGCUGAACCUCGCCGACCUCACCGCCGCGCUGGAGAGCGAGCUUCUGGGCGCCAAGAGCGAGGUUCUGCAGGCGGCGCUGGCCAGCUUCAGGGCGGAGAUCCGACACCUGCUGGAGAACGUGGAGCAAGAGAUCCGGGAGAAGGAGAAGAUCCGAUCGGACCUGGAGAAGGCGGAGAAGCAGAGAACUCAGCUGGCCUCUGAGGUGGACGAGCGUCACGCCGCCAUCGAACGCCUGAACAGCCUGAACCUCAGGAAGCUGGAGCAGGAGCACCAGGAGAGGCUGGGUUCGGUCCGGUCCGAGCUGAGGAAGGAGGUGGAGCAGAUCCAGCAGCACGCCGCUCUGCAGCGCGAGGAGGUGGAGGCGGAGCUCGCCAAGAUCAAGGAGGAGGAGUCUCUCCUCAGAGACCACCUGUCCAUCUCUCUGAAGGAGAACCGGCGGCUGGAGACGGAGCUGCUGGACGGCGCCGAGAAGCUGGAGGAGGCUCGGAGCCAAAUUCUGAAGCUGCAGAGGAGUCUGGAGAACCUCAGCAAGGACAAGUUUGGAGAGCUGGAGCCCGGCAGUGCGGACCUCCUCCUGCAGGAGGAGCGCCUCCAGCAGCUGCGCCGCGGCUACGAAGCUCAGUGCCGGGAGCUGCAGGACCGCAUCGAUGAGCUGCAGUCGGAGCUGCAGGACGUCCACGCCCUCAGCAAAGGCCACGCCCACCCCCACAAAGCUCUGUCCGAGGAGCUGGAGAGCCAAAGCCCGGGGAUGGAGUCCGACCCAGGGAUCGGCUCCGAGGAGGCGCAGCCGUUCAGCAUGAGCCUGGAGGCGGAGAUGAUGCUGGAGCGGCUGAAGGAGCAGCACCUCCUGCAGGUGGAGGAGCUUCACCACCAGCUGGAGGUCAAAGUCAAUGAGUUCAACAGGAGGCUGGAGGAGCAGCAGGAGGUUCAUGAGGAGCAGGAAGCGUCUUUGAGCCUUCGGUACCAGCAGGAGCUCAGAGCUCUGCGGGAGGAGAUGCUCAGCGUCCAGAACCAGAACCAGCAUGUGGAGCCAAAGCCGGCCGCAGGAGGAGAAGAGGAGCAGCUCAGACAGCAGCUGCUGGAGGCGCUGCGGGUCUCUGCAGACCUGGAGGAGCAGCUGAAGAUCCUGGAGGUCCAGCGGACGGAGGAGAAACUCCAACUUCUCAGUGAGAUGGAGGAGCUGAAGGAGCAGCAUGCUGAGGAGAUCAGGAAGCUGAAAGAGGAGCAGGAGGAGCUGCAGGAGGCCAGAGCGGAGCUACAGGAGGAGAUGGAUGAGCUAGAGAGGAGGUUAUCAGCUGGGUGGGAGCAGGAGAAAGGAGCUCUGGAAGAAACCCAUGAAAACCUCCUGCGAGUCAGACUGGAGGAGGUGAAGGUGAAGUUUGAGGAGGAGAAAGGAGGACUGGUGAGGAGGUUGACUGAGGAGUGGGAGGAGGAGAAGGCUCGGCUGGACCAGCAGAGGAAUGAGACCCUGCAGGAGCUCCUGGAGGAGGAGAUGCUGAGGCUGGUCAGGGAGCAGGAGGAGAAGGAGGGCAGCUUGAGGGAGGCGUGGGACAGGGAGCGGGCUCAGCUGGAGGAGCAUCAUGAGGAGGUUCUGCGCAGGAGGAUCCUCGAGCUGCAGGAGCAGUCUGAGCAGAAGGAGAGGAGGCUGAGGGAGGCGUGGGAGGAGGAGAAGCUGCAGCUGGAGGAGGACUACGAAGGGAUGAUCCAGGAGCGGCUGAGCCAGGAGAAGGAGAAGCUUGAAGAGGAGAAGGAGCGGAUGGAGAAGGAAGCGGCAGAGGAGAAGGAGCGGAUGGAGAAGGAGGCGGCGGAGGAGAAGGAGCGGAUGGAGGCGCGGCACAGGGAGGCGGUGAAGGAGCUGAGCGUCAAACACGGCGAGGAGCGGAGCGCGCUGAGCGGCGAGCUGCAGAGGCUGCGGGACGACGUGGCUCUGGAGAGAUCCGAAGCCGGCCGUCUGGCUCAGGAAAACCAGGCCCUCCGGAAGAGGAUCAGCGCUCUGAAGGAAGGAGACCUGAGCCAGGAGGAGCUGCUGCAAACGCUGGAGCGGCUGAAGAAGGAGAAGUCUGCGGCCCAGAGAGCCGCUGAGAGCUUCAGGAGACAGAGCCGACAGCUGGAGGACGAGAACGGCCUUCUGACGGAGAGGAACGCCCAGAGCGCCGCUGACCUGGAGAGUCUGCGGCUGCAGCUGGAGGAGAGGAGGGAGGGGCUUCCGGCGGAGGGGAACGCCAGGGUGGCGGCGUGUGUGUCGGCCCUGGAGGCGGAGCUUACCAAAGCUCUGGAGGACUCGGCGCAGCUGGAGGACAGGAACCUGCAGCUGUCCCAGACGCUCCGGGAGAAGGCCGCCAGGAUGGAGGUGAUGGAGAGUCGGCUCAGCCAGAUCCUAGCGGAGCGCCAGAACGCCGAUAAAGAGACGGCGGUUCUCCAGAACCAGCUGGCUAAAGCUCAGGAGAAGGUGAAGGCGGUGGAGGACAACCUCCAGGCCGCCACGCGGCAGAGCACCCGGCUGAAGGCGGAGCUAAAAGGCUCCCAGCAGGAGAAGGACUCCCUGAAACGGGAGGUGGCGCUGCUGCACAAGAAGCUGCUCCACGUUCAGGAGAAGAACCACUCCCUGGAAGCAGCGCUGCACACCGGCGGUCUGCAGAGCCACGGUAAGAAGGAGGCGGUCCGGCUGAAGGAGCAGGAGCAGCGUCUGCUGCGGCAGGAGAACGAGCGUCUGCAGGCCGACGCGCGCGGCCUCCGAAACGAGCUGCUGCAGGCCAGAGAGAAGAUCCACCAGCUGGACGGCGCCGUCCUGACCCUCAGCAAACACAAACCGGCCGGGCAGACGUCUGCGCUGAAGGCGCUGGAGCAGGAGAACGCCGCGCUGAAGCGGGAGCUGGAGGUGCAACGGGAGCAGGCUGAAGGAGGCUGCAGCUCGGCUCUGGAGGAUCUUCGUCUGGAGAACGAAGCUCUGAAAGCUCAGAUGUCUCGUCUGUCCUCACAGCUGCUGGAGUCCUUCCAGGCUCAGCUGGUCGGACUUCUGCCUCCGUCUCCUCACAGAGUCCAGAGAGGACAUCGCGGUGAAGACCCGGAGAACCUGCAGGAUGAGAGGAAGAUGAGGGCGAUGGAGGAGCGCAUGAAGGAGAUCGAGCUGUCGCUGCACAACGUGAAGCUGCUGCUGAAGGAGAAGGUGUCCCAGCUGAAGGAUCAGCUGCACAAGAACGGCAAAGCGGAUGUUCUGAUCAAAGACCUGUACGUGGAGAACGCUCAGCUGGUGAAAGCCCUGGAGAUCACCGAGCAGCGGCAGAAGAUCGCAGAGAAGAAGAACUACCUGCUGGAGGAGAAGAUCUCCAGCCUGAACAAGAUCGUCCGGGAUUUGAACCCGGCCCCGUCCUACAGCUACAAAUGACCCGGAGCUCCGAAGGCGUCUGACCCGAGAGUCGAAGCCGUUCUGACGUUUGAUUGGUGGCUUCGUUUUACCUGCAGACCGUGACGUCCACGUGGGAUCUGAUCUGUUUUAAUGGUAGAACGUCCGUCCAAGAGGAGCGGAGGAAUCCUCGUGACGUGUUUUAGCGGUUUUAUUUAAUGAGAUCAUGCAGACGUACCUUUAUUUAUGAAACACUUUAAAAACUGUCGAGAUGCAAUAAUAAACUUUAAUGAAGAUGUUUGGAAAAUGUGAGGCUGAAGGUCGGAGUCUGAACGGGAAUAAAUGAAGUGAUGAUGUUUGUGGUUCUCCUGCAGAAUUCAGCUGCGUUUGACUUUCAGCUUCACACAAAUGUUUAAAGCUGAAAAACGAGGUUUGAAGUCAUAAAAUAAAUCUGAGAAGAACCAGGAGUAAAUAUC